Electrophorus electricus (electric eel) is the source of this 4027-nucleotide messenger RNA. It is a transcript of the gene septin12, whose product is annotated as septin 12. NCBI's taxonomy places the organism in Eukaryota, Metazoa, Chordata, Actinopteri, Gymnotiformes, Gymnotidae. The record is from RefSeq and is a predicted model, not a curated record. Gene Ontology annotation, molecular function: GTP binding.
GCUGGAACAGCGUGUAGAUUGAUAGGGAGCCGUGCGCGCGCAGAUGUGAGGUAAAUUCUGUGAAGAUCGCAAUUUUUAUUUGUUGCAUCAAAAUUCGAGGUUUUGGUGGUGGGAUAAACCUUGGUCGAGUCAGUCAUUAAAGGAACCGACUUUUAGUUCUUCGACUGUAUUUUUUUUUUUUUUUUUGCGAGUGCCUCGGAGGCCGGAACUUUUUGUGGACGUAAAGUCAAGAUGUCAGAUAUUUCUGUGAAUGACCAUCUUGAGGGGAUAUUGUCAGAUUUUGAGGCGUUGAAGAGGUCCUUUGAUAUCGACGAUGUGGAUGAAAUGCCCACGUUCUCGCCAGGCACCUCUGUCACAUCUCCCAUCGGGCCGAGCUCUGUCCUCAGCAAGCCUGGUGAGGUGCGGACUCCGAGCCACCACGUGGCCCCCACCUACCGCUCACGCAUCAGCCUCAGCUCCAGCCCCGCACAGAGUCCCGCCAUAAAGGGCAGGAUGGUCUCCAGUCUGUCCUUCAACCGGGGCACCAUGGGAAAGCCCACUAUCAGCUCUAACAUGGGGAUCAAUCGCGCUGCCUCCUUCCAGAACAAAUUCAACCCCAAUGGCUUUGGCUCUUCAUCAGGGCUUGGCAGCGACAAUGACAGCCUUCACAGCUCCUCUUCCAGCUUGGAGUACCAGGCCUCAUCCAAAGCAAGCUCCUACACCAGCCCUCCACAGAGCCCCAUGGACGUGGGCGAGUACAAAGCCCAGCGCCUGGGCAGUCCUGCCUUAAAGAAGUUCUCCUCCCACGGGAACGUGUUCCACUCAGCGCUCGAGGGCCCACUGGUGAACCCCACAGAGCCGUUGGGCAUCAGCCACGGCUCCAUGCCCUCUCUGGACCUCCAGAUGGCUGAAAGCGGAGGAACCAGGCGGGUGGUGUCGCCAGGGUCAAGAUUCCCUACAUCCGCAGUUUCAUGGAAUGCACACAGGCUCCUGAACAGCAGCCCCGUCGGAAAGGAGUCACCUGUUAACCACCAGUCCCCUAAAGCCAAGGAACCUGCUCGCCUCAACAAGUUCCCCCUUGACCUCGAUAACCUCGUAGCCAAAGCACAGACAGAGGGGACUGUGGCACCGAGACCUCCACUACGACUUCACCCGGUGUCCCCCAGCCCCACUGCCUCAGCCAGCCCUUCUCCUUCCGUUAGCAGCUUAAACAGCACUGACCUUCCAGCUGUCCACAACCAUGCUGCAGAGAAACGAGAGCCUGCCAGCCCUCCAGGGGCCAUUCCUGUGCCUACUAUCAGCCAGUCCCCUGUCCAGCUGUCCCCAGCCCAGAUCCCCUGCCUGAACCUGCUUUCUCAGCCACAGGUGGUCCACGUUGUUCCUGUGCCCGUGAUUCCUCCGUCCGCCCGGGUGAACAUCGUCAGCAGCGUCACACAGAAUGAGUCUCAGGUCAAGGAGAGUGUGGGUUCCAUCCUCCAGAGGAUUGCCUCCUUCUCCAGAGCAGAGGCCAGGGCACCAAAGCCUGGCCUGAACCCUGCCGCCCUGCUGAGCAACGGCAUCAAGAGGGAGCCCCCAUCUGUACAGCACGAGGAGCCCACGCAGUCAGAAGACACGGCACAGGAGCUGGACUCGGAGCUGGAGCCAGCCAUCCGCAUGGAGGAGGAGAGGGAGGUGGAGCUUCAAGUGGAGGAGGACUCGGAAGCGGGGCGUGAGACGGAGAUCCCGCCCCCUCAGCUUGCCGAGCCCGGCACCCAGGGCAUCAUCAGGGGCCGCGACCUAUUUGGCUACGUGGGCAUUGAGGCCGUGCUCGAUCAGAUGCGGCGUAAAACCAUGAAGGCGGGCUUCGAGUUCAAUAUCAUGGUGGUCGGUCAGAGCGGCCUGGGCAAGUCGACGCUGGUGAACACACUCUUCAAGUCCAAGGUCAGCCGAAAGUCCUGCACCCCCAGUUAUGAGGAGAAGAUCUCCAGGACGGUCCACCUGAAAUCAGUCAGCCACAUCAUCGAGGAGAAGGGGGUGAAGAUGAGGCUCACGGUGAUUGAUACGCCUGGGUUUGGGGACCAGAUCAACAAUGAGAACUGCUGGGACCCCAUUGUGAAGUACAUAAACGAACAGUACGAGAAGUACCUGACGGAGGAGCUGCACAUCACCAGGAAGCGGAGAAUCCCCGACACCCGCGUCCACUGCUGCGUCUACUUCCUGCCGGCCACGGGCCACCGGUUACGGCCCAUUGAUGUGGAGUUCAUGAAGAGGCUGGGAAAGAUUGUGAGCAUCGUGCCCGUGAUCGCCAAAGCCGACACACUCACCAUGGACGAGAGGCUGGAUUUCAAGCAGAGGAUAAGACAGGACCUGCAGGCCAGCGGGAUCAGAGUGUACCCGCAGAAGGAAUAUGACGAGGACGUUGAGGACCGGAUACGCAACGACAAGAUCAGGGAAAACAUCCCUUUUGCUGUGGUAGGAACAGACAAGGAGCACCAGGUGAAUGGGAACAAAGUAUUGGGCCGCAAAACCAAAUGGGGAAUCAUAGAAGUUGAAAAUGUUGCGCACUGUGAAUUUGCCAAUUUGAGAGACCUACUUGUUAGGUCCCAUCUGCAAGAUCUGAAGGACGUCACCCACUACAUCCACUAUGAAACGUACAGGGUAAGGAGACUGAACGAGAGCAACGCCAGUGUCUCAGGGCUCUCCGCUCUGCCCCUGGAGAAUGGCAUUACGGAGAAGUACGAGGCCCAGAGCCAACUCUAAAGGGGGCAGGAGGUGGUCUAAGGCACAGACACGCCCCCUGCCCCUCCCCCAUCGGCCCAUCGUAUGUCCUCCCUGCCAAUGUGACAAGUAUCCUCAUCAGCCCCUGGGCCCCAGUGCCAGAGAACAUUUCAGAACAAGAAAUGUCCAGACAGCCAUCAUGUAGAACCUAAAAGUUUGACUAAAGACAUUUCCGCUGAGAAUGGCAUUUAAACUUCAUAUGAGUCUAUUUUUAAAUGAAUCUAUAUUAUGUUGUUUUUUUUUUUGGGGGGGGGGGGGGGGGGGAGACCUGAGUUGGUUGACCUGAGUAGGAAAGUUGAUGAUAAGUGAAGUAUGUAGAGAUGAGAUGUGUGUAGAAGGGGAGAAAGGAAGAAUAUUCAACAAGUUGUCCAUUGCAUCGUUCUCUCUCUCUCUCUCUCUCUCUCUCUCUCUCUCUCUCUCUCUCUCUCUCUCUCUCUCUCUCUCUGUGAGUUGUGCUUAAUGGCAGGACUGCUGGCAUGGGCAGGAGCCUGAGUUUGUCUGUAACUCUGGCAGGGAAAAGCAAGGCCAGUCAGUGUUGCCUCCUCCACUGGACCUCUGACUGAGCCCUGAGCCCACACUGUGUGCUGCAGAAGGCUGGCUGGUCUUCCAAAAGCAGUUCCUUUACUUCACCUUCUCACCAAGGCCUUUUUUUUAAAAAAAAGAGAACCUUUUCAGAGUCAUAUUAAAACAUUUUAUUUUUGUUACCACGCUGGCUUUUGGAGAACACCAUGUUUCUAAAAGAGAUCUUUUUUAACCGCUUUUGAGGAAAAAUUGUGAUAUGUUUAGAAAUGUAAUUGAGAAGAAUAUUACCAAAAAUGCUUUUAUGUUGAGGUAACUGUUAAUUUAGCUGUGUUUUUACUGAUACAGACAGCCAAGAAGUGAGAUAAUAUUUCUUUAUUGACAGCAGUUUCUUUAGCAGCUAUAUUUUCUGUCUGAUGGCUUCAGUGGGAAUGAAUCAACCCAAGCUUUGUGAAAAAGUGUCCUGAGGUAGCAACAGGGAAACAAUUUGAUUGUGCAACCAUAGAAUUUGUUCUGAAUUUACUGUCAAAUGUCUUUUCUAAAAGGUACACAUUUAUAUAUUUACUGUCCAUCAUUGAAAUUGUGAAUAACUUAGACUUACUGGGAUUCUGACUCUUCUCUCCAUAUGAAAGCUACUGUACAUACCCAAGUUGUUUUCUUUAUUUCUACAUCUCUUUUUUAUACAUGUACUAACAUCUCCCUCACGUCCUCACUAUGAAUAUUAAUAUCCAUGUAAACGGCAUUGAUUUAUGAUUAAAUGAUUGUCACUGUU